Molecule: messenger RNA, 605 nt
Organism: Myripristis murdjan (pinecone soldierfish)
Lineage: Eukaryota; Metazoa; Chordata; Actinopteri; Holocentriformes; Holocentridae
Product: interferon gamma-like
Exons: 4
Coding region: 18-605 (195 amino acids)
Biological process (GO): immune response
Cellular component (GO): extracellular region
Molecular function (GO): type II interferon receptor binding
Source: RefSeq, a predicted model, not a curated record
GUGAGAACAUCGUUGCCAUGGCGAGGGCAGUGGUCUGUCUGUCUAUCUGCCUGUCUGUCUGCCUGGGCAGCAGCUCCCACAUCUCCAUCAAGAUGAACCAGUCCAUCAACAGCCUCCUGCAGCAUUACCCGAUCUCCGAUGACGACAGAUACAACGGGAAACCGGUCUUCUCCAAAGAUCUGCUAGGCAGCAAGAUGGAGGACUGGGGGAAGAGGGUUUUCAUGGUCAGCGUUCUGGAGGCGUACGAGAAGCUGCUGGGCCAGAUGCUGAGCGAGCCGCCGCUGAACAGCAGCGCCCAGAACUGCUCGGACGGCCGGGCCGGGACGGGCCCGCUCGCCCACAGCCUCUGCUUCGUCCUGAGGGCCGUCCGGGACCUGAGGAGACACCACUACAGGAGCCUGGAGCCCGACCGCAACAAGCUGCUGGGAGGCCUGCAGGCCGUGCAGAAGAUCCAGGAGGACAUCAAGAGACGCGUUGUCUGGAGCAAGGCAUUGUGGGAGCUGCAGUGGCUGUACCAGGAGGCAAGCUCAUUGGUCGAGAAGAGGGCGCAGAGAAGGCGUCGGCGACGUCAAGCUCAGAGGGUAAAAAACCCUCAGAGAGGCUGA